Toxorhynchites rutilus septentrionalis is the source of this 2325-nucleotide messenger RNA. Its product is annotated as general transcriptional corepressor trfA-like. Bases 167 to 2305 code for a protein of 712 amino acids. The record is from RefSeq and is a predicted model, not a curated record. The transcript is spliced from 5 exons. NCBI's taxonomy places the organism in Eukaryota, Metazoa, Arthropoda, Insecta, Diptera, Culicidae.
ACAGAAGAGGCAAACGAGCGAUAACUAUCAACUGUGUAAAAGCGAAGCGUAGCAGAAUCCUGUGCAGGGACAGCCAUUUCAAAACAAAAACAUUUGGGCCGAAGAGUCCCACUGUUGUAAAAUUGGCGUCCGAAUCAGGGCCCUUUCUGCGUCAAAAGUGGUCAAAAUGCGUGCUACCCGGUAUUCGCGCGGUGGGAGAUCUUCGAACGGUCGCUUUCGCGGUAGUAGCGGUGGACGUAACACGGGAUCACGAUUUGUGCGCCACAGACAGCCAAGUCUCGAACGAACGACAAACUAUCGAGUGGCUCCGGUGCAAUCUUAUUCGGUGGCUUAUCCGUUAAGGCACAACCAUCACUAUCAUGUCGGCGAGGAAAACCAUUCGCGUUAUCACCCGGUACCGCAGUAUUCGCCGCAUCUGGAGGCUCGGGAACGGUACUUGGAGUAUCGAUAUAAAUCACCCGUUCAGAUGAUGGUGGUACAGAGUCCUUCUGUGGAGGAGAAUGUUCAUGAGAGGACCUCUCGGAAGAGAGAUCGUACUCCGCGGGAAACGCAUGGAAGGACCAGACGUCGCGUUCCUAGCCCCAGUCCUGUACUGAGUGAUAUAAGCUCCGGGAGUAGUUUCUUUGGGGAAGUGGUUGACAGUGAUGCUUACGCAAGUCCGGAUUAUGACGAACUCACGAGUGAGGAAGAGGAAAUAGUGGAUGAGGAGGAGCAGGAGGAGGAAGUGCUGGAGGAAACUGUGAAACGCAAGAAACGGAAGAAAGAGAAAAAGAGGAAGGAAAGGGAGAAAGAGAAGGAAAAGGAGCGGAAACAGCGGAAAAGAGAGAAGAAACGUAAGAAGGAAAUAAUGGAGGAGCGGAUUUGUCCACCCGAACAUGACGUAGCCCAGUCGAAGGAGAUAUUUUCCUCCGGUAAGAAUAUCCUGGUCAGUGUCAGCUUCGCCGAUGGCGAUGCGGAAGAGCGGAGAGAACAGGCGGAGAAGAAUCACAGAAAGGCCAAGAAGAAGAAAGCAAGUCGGAAGAAGUCAAAAACGGGAAACAAACCUGCGGAUGAUAACUAUAAGAUGAAGCAUGAUGAUUCAGGAGAGUCGGCUUCUGCGAAUCAGAAGAAGAAACGCAAAUUGGAUGAGAAUAUUAAGCCGGUUGCGAUCAUUGACUUGGAUCGAUCUCCCGGCAAACAAGUUAUUUCCAGCCCGAAGGAGGUAAUCGUUCUGAGCGAUGAAGAGGGAGGCAAUAAGGCGAAAAAUAAACCGGCCACCGAUCAGGUUGGGCCGAAUACACCUCCUGAGCCGGCGCCGAAGUCACCAGAAUCGUACGAUCCGUUCGAUCCUACAAAAUCCUCCACCCAAUCGCCCCUAUCCGGGCACAAUAUCGGAAGUAUUUCCACGGUGAGCUAUCCAGAGCAUCACCAUCUGCACCACCUGCAUCAUCAUUCGCAUCAGCGCCAGCUGAAGGAUGCGCAUCUAGCGAUGUCGCAUACCUCACUUGAUCUCAACAGCGCCGGUGGAGAUCACUACGAUGAUAGCGUCCUCGAUCUCCAUCCGUCUUCUCCAAUGGACCAGCUGUCACCUCGAGGUCUCUACCGGCAAUCCCCGCUCAAGUCACAUCGACCUACGGUCGCGAGGAAGCCAGGUCACCCAUCUGUAACCGCCACCACCACAUCCGGUGCGACAGUUCCUGGUGCAACAGCAGCAGUACCACCCCCUCCCUUUGGAGACGAUAUGGAAGACGGCGAUAUUUCUCCCUAUUCGCCCCGGUCUAGCGACUGUGAUGAUCAUAUGUUCGAUCCACCUCCAGAGGGAGAAGGCAUGGUAGCCAAUGGAAAUAGCGGCCAACAGCCGAAGACAAUUGCCCUCACUGUGGAUAAUCUGAGGAAGGUGUUUGGCAACGACAAGAAGACGCUAUACGGAGACCUGCGGAGGCCCAACGAGGCGGUCGUGAUGGUAGAUGAAAUGUACAAGCCUCAAAAAAUAACCCUCGAAAUGCUGGAUGACAUUCCGAACUCUGCCGUCGAUCUGCAGAUCAAAGAGAAGCUGAUACAAAAACUUCAACGCCAGGAGCGAAUCAUUGAAGAGGUGAAGCACUUCCUUAAACCCCAUUUCAAUAAGAAGCGGCUCAAUAAGGACGAGUAUAAGGAUAUUAUGAAAAAGUCCGUUCCGAAGAUCUGUCACAGCCGCUCGGGCGAGAUAAAUCCGGCCAAGAUCCAGAAUCUGAUCACGGCGUACGUGAAGAAAGCGAUCGCCAAGCGGCGGCUCGGCGCGAGCGGUGGAAAUGCGAUAGUUUCCUCGACGACUGCUGUCACGUGAUUGUCACGUCAUUUGUGGUU